UCUUUUCUUUUCUCUCUCAUUUGCUAACCCUAAUCCUGAAAACAGAGAGAGGCGAACGGAGAGGCGAAAGCAAAACCAAGGAGGUUAAGGGCUACGGCGGCAACAAGAUUUCAUGCCAGAUCGGUGGAUUUAAUCUCAAAUCAAAGAUGUUCAGUGAACUCUACACUCUCAAAUCGAUUGUUCAUCUCAUCUUUGUUGAUCUUUUCUUCAAUGGAUUUCUAGUUUUAGAAAUUAAAAUGUUCUAUAUUUUUUUUGUUAUUUAAUUAUGUGAAUCGGUGGUCUUAAAUCGAUCCAACCGUGUUUAAACAGAUUGGUUCAAAUUGGUUCUAAAAUUUAAAUGGAUUGGAUUGGUUCUAAUUUUUUAGGAACCGUAGAUAACGGAUCGGUCCUGGUUUUACCCCAAUCUGAACCAUGCUCACCCCUACCACUACCAUCAUACCACCAUCACCGCAUCAUUGCCACCGCUACCACUACCAACACUGUCGCUACUACCACCACCAUAACCAUCACCUCAUCACUAUCACCGCCAUCACCACAAUAUAAAAAUUAAUACAUACAAUUUGUAAAUAAUAAAUUUUAAAUUUAAUUUUACACAUAUCAAAUAAUUUAUUUUGGGUAAAUUAUAUUUAUCUCCCCUGAGGUUUCUGACAAAUACAGGGACCUCCCCUGUGGUUUGAAUAAUUACAGUAAUCCCCCUACUUUACCUAACAAUGUUAAGAUUUCUCCAUUCCAUCUAUUUUGCACAAACGACGUUAGUAUCCAAUAGAAAAUGACCAUGUUACCCUUGCUUUUGCUUGCAAAAAGACCAAAAAGCCCUUUGUUCACAAAAUCCCUAAUCAAUACAUUCACAAUACAAAUCGAAUUCUUUAGAGAAAGAAGAGAGAGAGAGGGAGGUGACAGUAAGAACGUAAAGCAAGGUUGAUCUGUGUGAAGAAAACGAAGAAGCUAUUCGAUUUUGAACCGAUCGUCGUUGCCAGUACACAAUGUAAAAGAGUUUCAUCGGUGAGAAGUUGCUGUUACGGCUUCCAGCAUGGCUGCAUUUCCUUAUUUUGAUUUAAUCAUCAACUACAAAGGGAAAGUGGGAAGACUGUAUGAUGUGGACCCAAAUAUGUAUUGCUACAUUGAUGCCUUGAAUGAUGUAAUUGCAACAGUCCUCUCUCAUAUUUCUUGUAGUGAAGCAAUAGCAAUCACAUGGCGUUGUGAUAUGCCUGGUACUGACACAAGGAGAUUAGUAGAAAAUGAUCUUGAUGUGCUAGACAUGUUUUAUGUGCAAGGUAGGAGUAAAACAAUUAACUUGUAUGUAGACAUAGCAUAUUCUAUUGGAAUGAGUGAUGGUGGACAUAAAAGUGAUAUUGGAAAUGAAAAUCAUGGAGUAGAUGCUGUAGAUGUAGAGCAAGACUACCAUACUGUAGAUGUAGAUGAAGAGUACCAUGAGGACAACGUUUAUGGGUUUAGUGAUGAGGAUAGGGAUUGGAAUGCAACUGCUGAGGAUGAAAACCAAUCAGAUGGCUAUGAGAUUUUGAGUGAUGAUGAUAAUGAGUGCUCAAGUGAAGAUGAUGAUGCUAAACUUAGUGAUUACCAAUCUGGUGAUGAUGAAGUGCCAUAUUCUACUACUGAUGAUGAUUAUGAUGAUGAAGCAGACUGUCUAGAUGAUGAAGAGAUGAGCUUUCCAAGCAUGAAGUAUGAUGAUACCUACAAUGGCAAAGAGCCAUAUAUGAAUCAAGAUGGAGAAGUUGUAUUGGAAGAAGGGAUGAUUUUUCCAGAAGUGAAUACUUUCAGGGCUACAUUAAUGUUGGAAAUGAAAAUCAUGGAGUAG
Camellia sinensis is the source of this 1816-nucleotide messenger RNA. The record is from RefSeq and is a predicted model, not a curated record. Lineage: Eukaryota; Viridiplantae; Streptophyta; Magnoliopsida; Ericales; Theaceae.